Molecule: messenger RNA, 942 nt
Organism: Emiliania huxleyi CCMP1516
Lineage: Eukaryota; Haptophyta; Isochrysidales; Noelaerhabdaceae
Product: light harvesting protein
Exons: 3
Coding region: 16-702 (228 amino acids)
Source: RefSeq, a predicted model, not a curated record
CCAGGCAAAAGUGGAAUGAUGACCACCGUCGCUCUCGCGCUCCUCGAGUCGGCCCAGGCCUUCACGGCGCCCGCGAUGCGCGCGCCGGCCCGCUCCACGGCGGUCACCAUGUUCGAGGAGGGCGACAUCGGCGUGCUGCCGCCGCUCGGCGUGUACGACCCGCUCGGCCUGAUCGAGACGCGUGACAUGCGCCGGUACGAGAUCAUGGAGAUCAAGCACGGCCGCGCCGCCAUGCUCGGCUUCCUCCACGUCAUCCACCUCGAGGCUGGCGUCCGCUUCCCGGGCUACCUGUCCGGCUCUGCGGGGCUCAAGUUCACAGACAUGCCCAAGGGCUGCUUCGCCUCGCUGGAGGCGGUGCCGGCGCUCGGCUGGCUCCAGAUCCUGGCGGUCGCCCUCGCGUGCGAGACCGGCUACGCCGGCCGCGCCUUCUCGGUCGUCAAGCAGACGGACGACCGCGAGCCGGGCGACAUUGGCGGCGAGGGCUGGGUGCGGUACGACGACCCGGGCGAGAAGGCGUACAAGCUCAACGUCGAGCGCCAGAACGGGCGCGCGGCGAUGAUGGGCAUCACCGGCUGCUUGGCGCACGAGAUCCUCGGCGUGGACGCACUCUACCCCACCGGCGGCUUUGGCGGCGAGGCGCCGCCGGAGAUCAUCGACAUGUACACCUCCUUCGCCAACUUCCCGUCCUUCGCCGCGGUCUAGGCUGUGGGGGCACGAGGCUACACGUCGCCGCAACACGCCGCUGCGCCUUUUGCUGCGGUGAUGUUGUCGCGGAGGAUCGCUGCUGUGUCUGUCGAAUGGGGCGGCGGGGCCACACGCCACCCGCAUAUAGCGUAUGCGUACUUUGCAUGGGAGCGCAGGACGGCGCGCUCCCGCGAGAAUUUCCCUCCACUCUGCUCGGUGCGCGUUUUCAUCGUUAACUGUUGUCUCUUUUUCCCCCUC